AUGGCAUCCGAUUAUGGUACUGAGGAUCUUGAGGGAAGUUUGUCGAUCAUCCCGCUCGAGGAGGAGGAGGAGCCAGCGGUUCAAUACGAUCGGCCUUUGGUUGAUGAUACAGAGGUCGAUACUUGGUGGAGUAUAGUAGGUCGAUUCCUUACGGACAACCCGAUCGACUUCAUGGCGAUGCAAAACUUGAUGGCAGUGCUUUGGAAGCCAGAUAUUCAAAGGGUCAUUGAUCGGAGUCCAUGGACGUUCAAAAACGCUCCAUUAAUCUUUGAGAGGUUGAAAACCGGGGAUGUUCAAAGGGCUUUGCGGUUGCAUCAUCUCGAAAUAUGGGUUCAAUUGCAUGAUAUUCGGGCGGGUUUUAAGACGGAAGGGGUGGUUUUAGAUGCUGCGAAUUAUAUCGGAAGCUUUGUUAAAACCGAUGAGAAUAAUUUCAAUGGGGUUUGGAGGGAAUAUCUCAGGGUUCGGGUUCGGUUCGAUAUCGAGAAGCCAUUAAAACGGCGGAUGAAGUUGCAACUAACCGGUGGUGAGUGGUUUUGGAUUAAUUUUCGCUAUGAAUUUGUGCCGACUUUUUGUUUCAUUUGUGGUGUUAUAGGCCACACCGAUCAAUAUUGUUCUAGGCUCUUUAUUCAACCCAUUGCUUCUAUCGUCAAACCGUAUGGUUCCUUCAUGAAGGCGGUCCCUCGAAGAACUCAAUACGCCAUGGGAGCUAAGUGGCUCCGAUCGGCUUCAGGUGGGGCUGGGCAGUUUGGUGCGACGGCUUCUGGUUGA
Cannabis sativa is the source of this 768-nucleotide messenger RNA. RefSeq lists its product as uncharacterized. The coding region runs from base 1 to 768 and encodes 255 amino acids. Lineage: Eukaryota; Viridiplantae; Streptophyta; Magnoliopsida; Rosales; Cannabaceae. The record is from RefSeq and is a predicted model, not a curated record. The transcript has 2 exons.